Molecule: messenger RNA, 7275 nt
Organism: Beauveria bassiana ARSEF 2860
Lineage: Eukaryota; Fungi; Ascomycota; Sordariomycetes; Hypocreales; Cordycipitaceae
Product: TOR kinase
Exons: 4
Coding region: 1-7275 (2424 amino acids)
Biological process (GO): TOR signaling; negative regulation of macroautophagy; protein phosphorylation
Cellular component (GO): TORC1 complex; TORC2 complex; nucleus
Molecular function (GO): protein serine/threonine kinase activity; protein binding; protein-containing complex binding
Source: RefSeq, a predicted model, not a curated record
AUGACGCAGCAGCAACCUGCCGCCUUCGAGCGGCUUGACUACAUUAGUCGCCAACUUAAAUCCCGAGUCGGCGACGAUGUACGACGAAGAGCAGCAUCACAGUUGAAAGAUCUCGUCGGUGUAUGCCAUCGAGACCUCAACCCGGAGCAGUUUCUAUCCUUUUACAAUACUGUCAACAAUAAAAUUACACAGCUCAUCACACAUGGUGGCGACUCGGCAGAACGAUUGGGGGGCAUCUAUGCAUUGGAUGCGCUUGUCGACUUUGACGGCGUCGACGUCGCCCUCAAAUAUACUCGAUUUACCCAAAACUUGAAAACCGUUCUACGGGGCAAAGAUAUGAACCCCAUGCGGCCGGCCGCUGUUGCUCUCGGUAAACUUUGUCGCCCUGGAGGGUCACUCAUUUCAGAACUAGUCGACUCGGAAGUAAAUACGGCGCUGGAGUGGCUCCAAAACGAUCGAGUCGAAGAACGACGCUACAGCGCCGUGCUGGUUCUGCGGGAGCUUGCCGUCAACGCUCCGACGUUAAUGUAUCAGUACAUUCAAACAAUCUUUGAGUUGAUCUGGGUGGGAUUGCGAGAUACCAGGCAGCAGAUUCGAGAAGCAUCAGCCGAAACAGUCAGCGCUUGUUUCCGCAUUAUCCGCGAUCGAGACCAGGAAAUGAAACAGAUAUGGAUGGCCAAAAUCUAUAACGAAGCCAGGCAAGGGUUCAAAUUCAAUGCUGUAGAGUAUACACACGCGUCUUUGCUGGUGCUGAAGGAGCUCCUGGAACAAGGUGGGAUGUUUAUGCAGGAACAUUACCAAGAGGCCUGCGACAUAGUGUUCCGACACAAGGACCAUCGCGAGCCAAUCAUCAGAAACACGGUUGUGCUCCUCAUUCCUGACCUGGCUAGUUACUCGCCAGCUGAUUUCGCCCAAUCGUGGCUGCACAAAUUUAUGGUCUAUCUCUCGGGCAUGCUGAAGAAAGACAAGGAGCGUAACGACGCUUUUCUUGCCAUCGGAAACAUAGCCAACUCAGUCAAAAGCGCCAUCGCCCCAUACCUUGACGGUGUACUCAUAUAUGUCAGAGAAGGACUGAGCGCACAGUCACGCAAAAGAGGAUCCGUCGACCCUGUCUUUGACUGUAUCAGUCGUCUCGCCGUGGCCGUCGGACAAACUCUGAGCAAAUAUAUGGAAGCGCUGCUGGAUCCAAUCUUUGCCUGCGAGCUUACGCCGAAGCUUACGCAAGCUUUGGUUGAUAUGGCCUUCUACAUCCCUCCUGUCAAGCCCAUCAUUCAAGAGCGUCUGUUGGAUAUGCUCAGUGUUGUGCUUUGCGGUGAGCCGUUCAAGCCGCUUGGAGCGCCUCAGCCCAACACACUCUCAUCCGUCCCUGUGAUUGCUAAAGAUGGCAAGGAUCCGCAGGCCUACGAAUAUCGCCGGGCUGAAGUCAAACUAGCGCUCAAUACUUUGGGGAGCUUUGAUUUCACUGGUCAUAUUUUGAACGAGUUUGUGCGUGAUGUCGCAAUCAAGUAUGUCGAGGAUGAAGACCCAGAAAUCAGAGCAGCUGCCGCACUCACUUGUUGCCAACUCUACGUUCGUGACCCAAUCGUCAACCAAACAAGCUAUCAUGCUCUUCAGGUUGUUGGCGAUGUAAUCGAAAAGCUUCUGACCGUCGGCAUCUCUGAUCCUGAGCCUACUAUUCGUCUGACUGUGCUCGGGGCUCUGGACGAACGAUUCGAUCGCCACCUUGCCAAGGCCGAAAAUAUUCGCAUCCUCUUCUUCGCCCUGAACGACGAGGCUUUCACGAUUAGAGAGGUCGCCGUUGCUAUUAUCGGCCGACUGGCAAGAUAUAAUCCGGCAUACGUGAUUCCAUCGCUCCGCAAGACCCUUAUUCAGAUGCUUACAGAGCUUGAAUUUUCGGACGUCGCUCGCAGCAAGGAAGAGAGCGCCAAACUACUCCGCCUUCUCGUACAGAACGCCCAGUCGCUCAUCAAGCCAUACGUCGAGCCAAUGAUCUCAGUGCUUCUGCCCAAGGCCAGUGACCCCAAUCCAUCUGUUGCGGCUACAAUCCUCAAAGCGAUCGGUGAACUCGCAACCGUGGGUGGUGAAGACAUGCUUCCGUAUAAAGACCGACUGAUGCCCCUUAUUAUUGAGGCUCUUCAGGAUCAAAGCUCAAAUAUCAAGCGAGAGGCUGCUCUUCACGCGCUGGGCCAGCUAGCUAGCAACUCGGGCUAUGUGAUCCAACCUUAUAUUGAGUACCCGCAGCUGCUGGAUAAUCUUCAAAGUAUCAUUCGUACCGAGGAUCAGCGCGGACCUAUCCGACAGGAGACUAUCAAACUCAUGGGCAUCCUCGGUGCUCUCGACCCUUACAAAUGCCAGCAGGCAGAAGAGAAACCCCUCGACACUCAAUCUCACGCAGAGACUGGCCCAAUAACCGAUAUUUCUCUGAUGAUGAGCGGGCUGACUCCAUCAAACAAAGAGUACUUUCCCACUGUUGUCAUCAAUGCCCUCCUGCAGAUUCUAAAGGAUCACUCACUUGCUCAGCAUCACGCCGCUGUGAUUGAAGCAAUCAUGAAUAUUUUCAGGACUCUUGGCCUAGAGUGCGUUUCAUUUCUGGAUCGAAUCAUUCCUGCUUUCCUUCAGGUCAUCCGCUCCUCGCCCUCGACAAGAUUGGAGUCGUAUUUCAAUCAACUGGCCACGCUAGUCAGCAUUGUGAGGCAGCACAUCAGAAAUUACCUUCCCGGUAUCAUUGAGAUUCUGCAAGAGUAUUGGGACAAGUCAUCCUCAUUGCAGUCUACCAUCUUAUCCCUCAUCGAGGCCAUCUCACGUUCCUUGGAAGGUGAAUUUAAAAUAUUUCUGGCAGGCCUUUUGCCGAUGAUGCUUGGUGUUCUUGAAAAAGAUACCAGUGCAAAGCGUGCUCCCUCUGAGAGGGUCUUGCAUGCCUUCCUUGUAUUCGGAGCUAGCGCUGAGGAGUAUAUGCAUCUAAUUAUCCCCGUUAUUGUACGAACAUUCGAAAAACCCACGCAGCCCUCAUUUCUCAGAAGGCAGGCAAUCGAAACUAUUGGCAAGAUCUCCAAACAGGUCAAUCUCAACGACUAUGCUGCCAAAAUCCUCCACCCCCUCACUCGAGUGCUUGAUACUGGCGAGCCAGUACUGCGAACGGCCGCCUUGGAUACGAUGUGUGCCCUCAUUCAGCAACUGGGGAAGGAUUUCAUCAAUUUCAUGGGUACUGUGAACAAAGUCGUGAAUCUGCGACAAAUUCAGCAUGCCAACUACGAGCUUCUGGUUAGCAAGCUUCAAAAGGGCGAGGCGCUUCCACAAGAUUUGAAUACCGAAACGCGCUACUUCGACCGCGGCAUCGAGCCUGCUUUUGCAGACCUGGGCACCAAAAAGCUAGAGAUGAACGCUAUACAUCUGAAAGCGGCUUGGGACACCAAAGGCAAGUCUACAAAGGAAGAUUGGCAAGAAUGGGUACGGAGGUUCAGCACAACUUUGUUGACUGAAUCUCCGAAUCAUGCCCUCCGCGCUUGUGCGAGUUUGGCAAGCGUCUACCUGCCUCUUGCACGAGAGCUUUUCAAUUCUGCUUUCGUUUCAUGCUGGAGCGAGUUGUUUGAACAAUUUCAAGAGGAACUCAUCCAGAAUAUUGAGAGCGCUAUCAAGUCAGAGAAUGUUCCGCCGGAUCUGCUUGGUCUACUUUUGAAUCUUGCUGAAUUCAUGGAGCACGAUGACAAAGCCUUGCCCAUCGACAUUCGAGUACUGGGACGGGAAGCUGCGCGAUGCCACGCUUAUGCCAAGGCUCUCCACUACAAGGAACUGGAGUUCCUCCAAGAUCAGAGCAGCGGAGCAGUUGAGGCUUUGAUUGUGAUCAACAACCAACUCCAGCAGUCCGACGCUGCCAUUGGUAUCUUGCGCAAAGCUCAGCUCUAUAAGGAAGGCAUCCAGCUACGCGAGACCUGGUUUGAGAAGCUUGAACGCUGGGAAGAGGCCUUGGCAUUUUACAACAAGCGUGAAGCAGAAGUACCCCCAGAACAAGCUGUCCCAAUUGACAUUGUGAUGGGUAAGAUGAGAUGUCUGCAUGCUCUAGGCGAGUGGGAUGCUCUCGCUACGCUUACCGGUAACACGUGGCAAAACUCGGCUCCCGAGGUGCAGCGUAUGAUCGCGCCAUUGGCAACUGCAGCAGCUUGGGGUCUCGGUAAAUGGGACUCGAUGGAUAACUACCUGUCUUCACUGAAGCGAAACUCUCCAGAUCGCUCUUUCUUCGGUGCCAUCUUGGCGCUGCACAGAAACCAGUUUAAAGAGGCGAUAUCCAACAUUCAACAGGCUCGCGAAGGCUUGGACACAGAGCUAAGUGCUCUCGUUAGCGAAUCCUACAACAGAGCUUACCCUGUUGUGGUCCGUGUCCAAAUGCUUGCCGAGCUUGAGGAGCUCAUUACAUACAAGCAGUGCGACGAGAAGAAACGUGUGACGAUGCGCAAGACCUGGGAGACGCGUCUUGAGGGCUGCCAGCGCAAUGUUGACCUUUGGCAUCGCGUACUCAGACUUCGUGCUCUGGUGAUAACUCCCGCGGAGAAUAUGCGCAUGUGGAUCAAGUUUGCCAAUUUGUGCCGCAAGUCUGGCCGUAUGGGUCUUGCAGAGAAGUCGCUGAAGCAGCUUAUUGGGGUGGAAGCGCCUCUCGAAAAUAUGAUUCCUUUCUGGAAGGAAGGUUCGUCCCUGCCUAAGAAUGUUCCAGCUCAGGUUAUCUAUGCUAUGCUCAAGUUCCAAUGGGAGACUGGCCUACAACCUAGUACUCAUUCGCUUCGUCGCAUCUCGGAGCGUACUCUGUAUUGCCUGCAGAGGUUUACUAACGAAACUGCUCAUCGAUUCGACGUGACCAAAAUGCAUCUCUCGUCUCAGUCUGGUACUGAGCUUUCCAAUGCCGAUUAUGCAUUCCAGAAUCAUGUCGACUCGUCGAUCAUUACUCCACAGACACAGCGGGCGCUCAUGGAACAGACUGUGCUGCUAGCAAAAUGUUACCUCCGCCAGGGCGAAUGGCUCAUCGCGCUCAACAAGGAUAAUUGGCAGCGUGAUAAUAUUGAUGAGAUUCUCACUUCCUAUUCUCAAGCCACAAAGUAUAACCCGCGCUGGUACAAAGCAUGGCAUGCUUGGGCUCUCGCAAACUUUGAGAUUGUUCAGACCCUUACUGCUCGCACAGAGGGCGAUGCCAACCGAGCGGAUUCCGCCGACAUAAUUCAGCACGUUGUCCCUGCCAUUCAGGGAUUCUUCAAGUCGAUUGCGCUCUCCGCCGGCAGUUCGCUUCAGGAUACCCUGCGUCUGCUGACCCUCUGGUUUACUCAUGGCGGUCACGCAGAUGUCCACUCAGCUGUGACUGAAGGCUUUGCAAAUGUCAGUGUGGAUACUUGGCUGGAGGUUCUCCCUCAGUUGAUCGCACGUAUCAAUCAGCCCAAUGUGCGUGUACAGCAGUCUGUGCAUAAUCUCCUCGCAGACGUUGGUCGAGCGCAUCCUCAGGCCUUGGUCUACCCUCUCACGGUCGCCAUGAAGUCUGUGCAGAGCACUCGCAGAUCACGGUCUGCGGCACAAAUCAUGGACAGCAUGCGUCAACACAGCGCCAAUUUGGUAGCCCAGGCUGAUCUUGUCAGCCAUGAGUUGAUUCGUGUCGCAGUCCUAUGGCAUGAACAAUGGCAUGAGGGUUUGGAAGAAGCCUCGAGACUUUACUUUGGUGACCAGAACAUUGAGGGCAUGUUCCAGACGCUUGAGCCACUCCACAACUUGCUAGAGCGUGGCCCGGAGACACUACGUGAGAUCUCGUUUGCUCAAGCAUUCGGUCGUGACCUGAGGGAAGCACGAGAAUGGUGCCAUCAGUAUGAGACUAGCAGGGAUCUUAACGACCUCAAUCAAGCCUGGGAUCUCUACUACCAAGUUUUCCGACGAAUUUCCCGACAGCUACCACAAGUCACCAGCCUCGAUCUAACGUACUGCUCGCCCAAGCUGCUCAACGUCAAGUCUCUUGACCUGGCUAUCCCGGGCACCUAUCGCAGCGGUCAACUCCCAGUGAGAAUCCAGUCAUUUGAGCCAACCUUGACAGUCAUCAACUCGAAGCAGCGUCCUCGUAAGAUUACUGCCAGCGGCACAGAUGGAAACUCCUAUCCCUUCCUUCUCAAGGGCCAUGAAGACAUUCGGCAGGACGAACGUGUUAUGCAGCUGUUUGGCCUCUGCAACACCCUAUUGGCAAGCGAUUCGGAGUGUUUCAAACGCCACCUCACCAUUCUUCGCUUCCCAGCAAUUCCGUUGUCGCAGAGCUCUGGCCUGAUUGGGUGGAGAUCUAACACUGAUACUCUUCACGUUCUUAUCCGAGAGUACCGUGAAAGCCGCAAGAUUCUUCUGAAUAUAGAGCAUCGCAUCAUGCUGCAGAUGGCUCCUGAUUACGACAAUCUCACGCUUAUGCAAAAGGUGGAAGUCUUUGGCUAUGCUCUGGAUAAUACCACUGGCCAGGAUCUCUACCGUGUAUUGUGGCUGAAGUCUAAAUCGUCCGAGGCCUGGCUUGAACGUCGCACCAAUUACACGAGAUCUUUGGGUGUCAUGUCCAUGGUCGGGUAUAUUCUCGGGCUGGGUGACCGUCACCCUUCCAACCUCAUGCUCGAUCGCCUCAAUGGACACAUCUUCCACAUCGAUUUCGGCGACUGUUUCGAGGUGGCGAUGAAGCGGGAAAAGUAUCCGGAGCGUGUACCUUUCCGCUUGACACGUAUGCUCACCUACGCAAUGGAAGUGAGCAAUAUCGAGGGAAGUUUCAGAAUCACAUGCGAACAUGUGAUGCGAAUUCUCAGAGACAACAAGGAGAGUGUGAUGGCAGUAUUAGAGGCUUUUAUUCACGAUCCUCUACUAACCUGGCGAUUGACAAACACGGCAUCACCAGCGGGUCCGAACUUCCGUUCCGACCGUGAGGCUGCGCUGAUUGGUCUCAAUGGUGGCGGAAGGGCGCGAAGGGCGUCGAUUCUGGACGCUGACAUUGCGCCUUCUGAGCUCAUGGCCAAUGGUGACCCCGUAGGCGCACUGAUGACCCGCCCCAGAGCCAGAACGAAUAGCGGCGUCGAAACCGAGGGCGCCAACGGUGCUCAGGACACGGAGACUCAAAACGCCAGAGCCAUUGAGGUCCUAGAUCGCGUCGUGCAGAAACUGAAUGGUCGCGACUUCAAGGAAACGGAGGAGCUUGACGUUGUGAAUCAGGUCAACAAGCUUAUUAUCGAAGCGACGAAGCUGGAGAAUCUUUGCCAGCACUAUAUUGGAUGGUGCAGCUUCUGGUAA